AAUAUCCAUCACUCACGCCCUAAAGUGUGAAUUUUAGAACAACUACUCUCAGAAAAGAUGAUUCUUGCUAUCUUCAUUGUCUUUUCUCUUCUCUCUUCUUCCUAUGCUUCAGUGCAAGACUUUUGCGUUGGGGACUUAUCAGGUCCUGAAGGCCCUGCAGGAUUUUCCUGCAAGAAAGCUGCAUCAGUUACAGUAAAAGAUUUUGUUUAUUCUGGGCUUGGCGUUGCAGGAAAUACAACAAACAUUAUAAAAGCUGCUGUUACACCAGCAUUUGCUGCACAAUUUCCUGGGGUCAACGGGCUUGGAAUUUCCAUGGCUCGUUUAGACUUGGCCCCUGGAGGAGUUAUUCCGUUCCAUACACAUCCAGGAGCAUCAGAAGUGCUAGUUGUAAUACAAGGGACAAUUUGUGCUGGUUUUGUUUCCUCUGCUAAUAAAGUUUUCUUUCAAACACUUAAAAAGGGAGAUAUUAUGGUAUUUCCACAAGGUUUAUUGCAUUUUCAAAUAAAUGGAGGUGGGUCUCCUGCUCUUGCAUUUGUUAGCUUUAGCAGUCCAUUUCCAGGUCUUCAGAUUCUCGACUAUGCUCUUUUCGGAAACGACUUGCCGUCUGACAUUAUUGAGAUGACUACCUUCCUAGACGCUGCUCAGGUUAAGAAGCUCAAGGGUGUUCUCGGCGGCACAAACUGAGGCCUAUAGGCCACAUUGUCAAGUUUUAAGUAAUAAAGAGUCUAGCUAGUCAGUGUUAGUGUUUUUAAUUUCCAAUAAUUGUUUCUUGAAGUUGAGUUGUGGUUCCUGUUUCGUUCUUGAGUUUAAGUGCAAAAUGCAAUUUUAAUUUAGGAAAGGCAAAUUAAACGCCUUCAGUUGUGUCAGUAGUAACUAGCAUAUGUGCACUGUUGGACAAAUAAAUGCACGCUGUUUAUCAAUAAUUUUAGAUGUCAUUUUUGUGUAUUUGGUCAGUUUUUAGAAACAACAGAAGGAAAUGGGUAUGGAUUGAAUAUGUGA
Jatropha curcas is the source of this 999-nucleotide messenger RNA. Its product is annotated as auxin-binding protein ABP19a. Gene Ontology annotation, molecular function: manganese ion binding. The record is from RefSeq and is a predicted model, not a curated record. Lineage: Eukaryota; Viridiplantae; Streptophyta; Magnoliopsida; Malpighiales; Euphorbiaceae.